Mya arenaria is the source of this 1950-nucleotide messenger RNA. RefSeq lists its product as uncharacterized. Gene Ontology annotation, molecular function: nucleic acid binding; protein binding; zinc ion binding. The transcript has 3 exons. Lineage: Eukaryota; Metazoa; Mollusca; Bivalvia; Myida; Myidae. The record is from RefSeq and is a predicted model, not a curated record. Bases 1 to 1950 code for a protein of 649 amino acids.
AUGGCUACCGGCGGAUUAGCUGAAACACUUCUAGAAUUUGGUAGUGACGCCGUCGGUGAAAGGACCGGGAGCAAGUGUGGGCCUUGCCGUCGGCGAAACAGGUCGGAUGUGGCUUCAUUAUUCUGUAAUACAUGCAAGGAAUAUCUAUGCGAUGCCUGCUGUGAUGGACACAAGAUAUACAUAACGAACGUAGAUGAACAUCAAAUCGUUGCUUCCCAUGAAGCCUGUGUCAAGCCGAUAGUCGAUAUGAAGGGACUGGAUCAGUGUUUCAAACAUAAACGAGCGUUUAUGUAUCACUGUGAAGACCAUACAGAAUUGUUCUGUGAAAUAUGUGCAUUUCCUCGUCAUCGGAGAUGCGACAAUAUCCACGAAAUAGCAAACAUAGCUAAGAACGUGAAAGAGGAUGAGAGGAAAAAGAUACGUGCAUCCAUUAUCACUGCCUCAGAAGUAAUAAUGAAAUGCCAAGAGGAUCAAUUGAACAACAUUUCGCGAGUGGAAGAAAUCGUAAAAGAAAUUGAUUUUUAUAAAGAAGACUUAUUUACGAAAAUUGAGAAAGCCAAGGCGCAAAUUGUCAGCGAAAUAACAAACCAUAACACAUAUGAAAAUGAACGUCUAAAUACGAGGAGAAAUGCGGCUGAAAUCCUGAAGAAAGAUCUGGACACGCUCUUGGCAAUGUCAGAUAGCGUACGCGAGAAUGGGACGGAAACGGAAAUAUUCAUUCUAAACCACAUCCUCAAGAGUACGCAAGACAAGGCAUCACAAACACUGAACACUUUGUUGAAGAAUGAUUACACCGUCAAAGUGGGACUAAAAGUCGACAAAUUCAUUUUAGAAAUAAAAAGUACUGAUGCAGCAUUAUUUUUAAUAAAUAAAACACAAGAGCCAAACACACAAUCAUUAAAUGAAGACGAUAUAAUCAAGACGGCAAAAACCUCUACAGACAGGAAUAAAGUCAAAAAACGGCCGGUGAGUCUAGAGCUGUUAAAAACCAUAGAGAUCGUGAAGACAGGAGACGACAAAAAGCAGCCGUUUGUUACUGGACUGGACUUCCUGCCAGAUGGGAGGAUUGUCGCCGUGGAUGGCUACAACUUGAAAUGUUUUAUCUUGAGUGACACACUGAAGAGGUUCGAUGCAUUUUAUAAAUGUAAGACAUAUCCCAAUGACGUAUCUUCUUACUCUGAUAACAAUAUUGCAGUAACCGUAAAUGACCGAACCAUCUGCCUGCUGACAGUGGGCACUGACCACAAAAUCACGCUGAUGAAGACGCUGACAAUUUCCACCAACUGCUUCUCCAUCUGUCACCUGAACGACAGCACAUUCGUAGUGAACACUCAUGGCGACCCAAGGCCUGCCAGGAUGAUCGGCGUGGACGGCAAUGAGAGUGACUUUGACAACGUCAAGUUUCCUGGAAGGUCGUAUGAGAUUGAUGAAAGUAAAUGUACCUACAUACCAUAUGGGGAUACACUUGUUCUUACGGACAGGCAUGAUCACACAGUUUACAUGUUCAACACCGUGACCGGCAAAAACACAAAGAUAAAAGAUCGCUCGAUACGGGAACCGAGAGACGCAUGCGUUGGUCCCGAUGACUCCGUGUUUGUCUGCAGUGAGAAGACAAACUCCGUCAUCCAGAUAUCGCCCGACGGGGACAUAUUGGCGUCAUGUAACGUCGACAUGACAUUUCCGUUGGCCGUGACCGUUUCCAGGGACGGUUCCAGAAUGGCCGUGACCAACAGGGCGGCUCCAGGAUUACACGACAAUGCCCCAGCGCACAGGGCCCGGUACACAGAGUUGGAGCUGGAUGUUCUCGGGAUCGGCAGGUUGGAGCCCUACAGCCCAGACCUUGCGCCACUUGAUUUUGCGCUUUUCCCGGCCGUCAAAGCCCAGCUACGCGGAAUCCGAUUCGACGAUCUCGAGAGCCUACGUUGUCACGUGCAGACAAUUAUGUCUUAA